Messenger RNA from Cercopithifilaria johnstoni, 1449 nucleotides. The record is from the annotation of a GenBank genome assembly. Lineage: Eukaryota; Metazoa; Nematoda; Chromadorea; Rhabditida; Onchocercidae.
AUGUCGUUUAAUAUGACCUACUUCUUUAAUCGCUUCAUUAUGGUCACAAUUGGACGAAGAUUUUCAACUGCUCUCAUGACAUCUCGAUUGACACAUGCCAGUUUGAAAGUACGUGAGGUGACUUGUCCCAUUGUAGGCAAGAAACCGAAAAUUGUGAAAGAAUGCAAAGAAGCUGUUUCAGUUAUCAAAAGCGGAUCCCACUUAUUUGUUCAUGGUAUCGCAGCGACACCAACACCACUUCUGGAGGGUCUAUGUGAGCAUGUCAGAGCAAAUAAUUUAAAGAAAAUAACUUUGCAUCAUAUGCAUUUAGAAGGAGAAACUCCAUGGUUAGUUCCAGAUGUUAAAGAUCACAUCCGUUCGAAUUCUUUAUUCACCGGACAUAACUUAAGGAACGCUGUUAAUGAUGGAACAGCUGAUUUCAAUUCAAUUUUCCUUCAUGAAAUUCCAUUGUUAUUUCGAUCAGGAAUGAUUCAUCUAAAUGCUGCAUUAAUUACGGUUUCACCGCCUGAUUCUAGAGGUUUUUGCACGCUGGGAACCAGUAUCGACUGUACCCGUGCUGCGGUAACUUUAGCAGAUUACAUCAUAGCAGUUUGUAACAAGAAUAUGCCACGUACAUUUGGUGAUACAUUAAUCCAUGAAAGUCACAUUGAUUUUAUGACUGAACUUGACUUCCCGUUGCAUGAACGUAAAUUUGCUACAAAGCUAUCAGAAGUGGAAAAAAAAAUUGGCAAAUUAAUUGCGAAUGAAUUAGUUGUCAAUGGCGCUACACUUCAAAUGGGAAUCGGUGCCGUACCGGAUGCUGUUUUGGAUUCAUUGGGUGAUCAUGAAAAUCUUGGAAUACAUACAGAAAUGUUCUCAGAUGGUGUUUUGAAUCUUGUUGAAUGUGGUGCUAUAACUAAUUCAAAAAAAACUCUUUAUCCAGGAAGAAUGGUUGUUUCAUUUGUUUAUGGCUCAAAAAAGCUGUAUUCAUUUCUGCAUGACAAUCCUUUCGUAUUUUUUGGUGAUGUUGCUUGGGUGAAUGAUCCAUCAAUCGUAAAAACUAUGCCAAAAAUGACUGCAAUAAAUUCAGCAGUGGAAGUUGAUCUUACGGGUCAAGUUGCUUCUGAUUCUGUUGGGUCUCGAUUUCUUUCCGGUUUUGGUGGACAAGUAGAUUUUAUUCGAGGCGCAGCGAUUGGUACUGAUGGCCUUGGAAAACCGAUUAUUGCCCUUCCUUCGUCAACUAAAAAAGGCGAAUCGAAAAUUGUUCCUUAUCUCAAUAAGGGAGCAGGAGUGGUAACGUCGAGAGCCCAUGUCCAUUAUGUGGUUACUGAACACGGUAUAGCUCAAUUGUGGGGCAAGAAUAUGCGACAACGGGCAUAUGAACUAAUAAAAAUUUCAUGCCCAAGUCAGCGGGAAAAUUUGGAAAAAGCAGCAUUCGAAAGAAUGAAAGUGAUGCCAUCGCCGGAUUAA